GAUCCGAACCCUAACUUGUUUUUUGCAAGCCAGGUUAUCAACAAUGCUUGUGCAACCCAAGCAAUCUUGUCCAUACUGUUGAACUGUCUCGAGGUCGACAUUGGGCCUGAACUGUCAAAAUUCAAAGAAUUUACCAGGAACUUUCCCCCUGAACUCAAAGGUUUGGCGAUAAACAACAGUGAAGCUAUUCGUGCAGCGCACAAUAGUUUUGCGCGACCUGAGCCUUUUGUUCCCGAAGAGCAGAAGGCUGCAGGUAAAGAUGAUGACGUGUACCACUUCAUAAGCUAUUUGCCUGUUGAUGGCAUGCUUUAUGAGCUUGAUGGUUUGAAGGAGGGACCCAUUAGCCUUGGACCGUGCCCUGGUGACCGGGAUUGGCUGCAGAUGGUGCAACCCGUUAUCCAGGAACGGAUGGAAAAGUAUUCCAAGAGUGAGAUUAGGUUCAAUCUUCUUGCAAUUAUUAAGAACCGGAAAGAGAUGUAUACUGCUGAACUCAAGGAGCUCCAAAGGACGAGGGAGCUUGUUUUACAGCAGCUAGCUGCCGCACGGAUCGAGAGACCCGUCGAUGGUAAUAAAUUUGAAGCACUGAACAAAUCUCUCUCGGAAAUAAAUUCUGGGAUCGAGGCUGCCACCGAGAAGAUCUUGAUAGAGGAGGAGAAAUUCAAGAAUUGGAGAACCGAGAACAUUCGCAGGAAACACAAUUACAUACCCUUCUUGUUUAACUUCCUCAAGAUUCUUGCCGAGAAGAAGCAGUUGAAACCCCUUAUUGAGAAAGCAAAGCAAAAGGCAGGAGACACUAGGUGAAGAGUGUCCUUUUUUUUUUUUUUUUUUUUUUUUUUUUUUUUUAAAUCUAAGAUGAAAUUAUGGUGUUUUGUUAAUUA
This is a messenger RNA of Morus notabilis, 878 nucleotides long. Its product is annotated as ubiquitin carboxyl-terminal hydrolase 2-like. Gene Ontology annotation, cellular component: cytoplasm. The transcript is spliced from 2 exons. The annotation marks the transcript as partial. Lineage: Eukaryota; Viridiplantae; Streptophyta; Magnoliopsida; Rosales; Moraceae. Gene Ontology annotation, molecular function: cysteine-type deubiquitinase activity. Gene Ontology annotation, biological process: protein deubiquitination; ubiquitin-dependent protein catabolic process. The record is from RefSeq and is a predicted model, not a curated record.